AACUGCCUUUAAAUCGUCACCCAAGCAAAGAGCAGAUUACCUACAUUAUAUAAGCUUCAGCGUAAAGCUAAAGUGCAGCCGCAUGCUCCACAGGCUUUUGCAAAUUCAUCUAAAAGCCACGACCUCUCAGUAGUCCAGUUCAAUCACUCAAUCCAUCAGUCAAAUAAUUCCAGGUUAUUCAUAUAGCACUCUAUAGAUUGUAGAUUGCUUUACACAAUAAAAACAAAAAAACAACAGCAAAAUAAGACGGUAAUAGACAAUUGAAGUGUGAAAGAGGACAAACCAGAUUAUGAAAUUUUAAUACAUUUGUUAUUCCUGCUUUUAAUAUUUAUGACAGUUUAAAAUUGGAACUGGUGGUUUCUUCUGAACGUUUCUAUAAUUACAGUGGAUUUAACAGAUAUUUUCAUACUGGUACAAAUGUGGAAUUCUUAACAGACUGCUGCCAUAAGCUAAAGCUACUGUAAUUUAUGCACUCUGUGAAAAAGUUGAAGGUUAAGCCUUGACCUUUCAUCAAAUUAGCCAUGUCCGUCAGUGGUUUCAGUUUCUGCAGAUCUGCAGAUGAUAAGGUCAGACAAUGCUCCUUGACUUGAGUGAAUUCCUAUUGCAUUUGCAGAGAUUUUAGUGAGUUAACUUCAUAUUUAGUAGGUUAACCCUUCUGACAUAAAUUGUAGUAUCUUACAGAUUAUUUUUUGAAAUACUUCCAUUUUUAAAGCAUUCAAGGCAGACAGGCCAGCGUAAACACCAGUCUGCCUUGAAUAAAAUGGAGAAUGGAAAAUAUGUUGCUUUUUUAAAAGUACAUUUUAUCCAUGGGAAAGAGAAAAGGGUUUGACCUGAAUGCUGAGCCAGUGGAUUGGGUUUUCUGUGAGCUGGAAGUCAAACUGUAAGAUCUGUAAGGACCCACAGUGGAAUUCACAAAGUGUUGGACUCAUUUGGACUACUGUGAAGGCCGUUGCAGUGAGCACAAAGUUCUAUUCAUCGUCCAGAUAUUUGAGACACUUGGCAAAUCAAAAGCUACACCUUUGAUUUCUUUAGAGUUUAAAUGUCUUAAUUAAAAGAAUGCCAAAGUCUCUACAGUGACUUCUGAAGUAAUUACAACUUUGACUGAUUUUUACAGCCGCACAGAAACGGCUCAUUGUACUCUUGCCUGUGGUAGCUUUUAUUUCUUCUUUUUGUGUGUGUGUGUGUGUGUGUGUGUGUACCCCCCAUGCCCAGCUUGCUCAUGUUUCAUUCAUUUAAGUUCACUUGUACGCACACACAGCGCAGAAUCCCACUGGACGUAUCUGGUUUCAUCAAAAAACAGAGUUCAUUGUUCACGGUGAUGACAUUGAACACUGAAGCGAAACAAUACUGCUGUUGUCAUGCCUCAGUCCUGGAUUAUCUCCCACUUAUCAGGUGCAUUUUAUUAAGGAAGCAGCAGAAGUGGGCUGUUCAGGUCCGUUCAGGUGGGACGGGCUACUCUGCCACUCUGGAUCUCUUACCCUGAAACACAGACCUGAACACUAGAAUCACUGCAUUUGGAGGCAGAAGAUGGUUAUUCUAACAACUAAAAUGAUGCAAAGGACUGCACUGUUUGUGACGGUUGGAGGCUUGGUCACGUCUCUGAUCACCACCUUCCUUCCUUUUUGGAAGACAAUGAACUCUGAUCUGAAUGAGGUGGAGAACUGGUUCUCUGGACUGUGGCACACCUGCCUCUACACAGAGGAGGUGGGGAUCCAGUGUAAGGCCUACGACUCCAUCCUGGGACUGCCGAUGGACCUGCAGAUCUCCAGGGUGCUCAUGUCAGUGUCUGUUGGUACUGGAGGUUUAGCUGUGUUGGCUGCCUUCCCGGGUCUGGACGGGGUUGAGGUGUGCGUGGGGCAGCCUGGUGUGAAGAGAGGCCUCCUGAUCUUCAGCGGGGUGCUGUCCUGGGUAUCGGGGGUCACCACUCUGAUUCCUGUCUCUGUCGUGGCCUACACGACUCUGGUGGAGUUCUGGGACGAGGGGUUUCCAGAUGUGAUGCCUCGGUGGGAGUAUGGGGAGGCAAUGUUCUCCGGAUGGUUCGGAGGUUUGGCCCUGCUCAUUGGAGGAACCCUUUUCUUUGUUGCUGUGUGCAUGGGGGACUUCGACCGGCGGCCACCCAGUGUACCAAACAGCCCACAGGUGAAGCACAGGACACAGCACUACCUGAAGACAGAAGUUUUAUAGCUUAAAAUAUGUAAUAGCUGCACAUUCAUGUACUUCAUAUGGAAGCCUAUCAGCUUGUACACUUGAGAACUUUUCUGACAAGAAACAUAGAAAUGGAAAUAUGACAAUUAUAUGUGCGUUUUGUCCAUUUCUUGCUGCCUUUAUUACUGAAAGUCAAACAUUCCUGUCUCUACUCAGCAAAAAGUGGUGCAACUGUAAUGAGGCUGGAAACGUUUUAUUAAAGUAAUGUGAG
Molecule: messenger RNA, 2416 nt
Organism: Amphiprion ocellaris (clown anemonefish)
Lineage: Eukaryota; Metazoa; Chordata; Actinopteri; Pomacentridae
Gene: cldn26
Product: claudin 26
Exons: 1
Coding region: 1528-2184 (218 amino acids)
Biological process (GO): bicellular tight junction assembly; cell adhesion
Cellular component (GO): plasma membrane; bicellular tight junction
Molecular function (GO): structural molecule activity
Source: RefSeq, a predicted model, not a curated record